Messenger RNA from Penicillium soppii, 1194 nucleotides. RefSeq names its product DUF3844 domain-containing protein. The transcript has 3 exons. The record is from RefSeq and is a predicted model, not a curated record. Gene Ontology annotation, cellular component: endoplasmic reticulum. The coding region runs from base 1 to 1194 and encodes 397 amino acids. Lineage: Eukaryota; Fungi; Ascomycota; Eurotiomycetes; Eurotiales; Aspergillaceae.
AUGCACUGGGUGUCCACCUUUCUUGCCCUGGCCCUGACAGGUGCAUUGCAAGUAGAAGCCUCAGAUGCUACGAUUUUGACCUUCUCUCCCGGGACAGAAGAUUCCCUGAGUAUCCGACCUAAGCAACAAACACUAUCCGAGGAUGAGGCUCGACUUGUCUUGGAGCUUCGCAUGCAGUCGUCUGUCGCAUCAGUUCUUGGAAUGGUAGAUGCAGACACAGUGGAUCAUUUAAAUCAGUUUGCUGAAGCUGGUUCUACCCUCUUUGGGGGAUCCAGUGGGGCGCAAACUCCCGGGAAAAGCGUCCUUAUUUUAGAAGGGGUAGAUCAACAAAAUACUCUUAUAUUGCAAAAAAGCCAACCAAGCCAUAUUAUUGUCCCUCGAGUCUCCUCGCAAUUCGUCGGCGCAGAUCUUCUUGGAUCAUUUACUGAAGGCGAGGACAUUGGACAGUACUGUGAAUACCAUGCCAACGCUGAACAGAGUGCUCGGGGAUGUCUAUUCCAGGACCCCAUGCUUGCCGGUCAGUCAGGUCUGUUUGACCGUGCUUCCCUUGCCACAAUCGAUUCAGUGGAGGAUUGGACGAGCAAGGACCGCAAGGACUCAAUUUUGAAGUUGUCCUUCAAGGACUCGGGCGAUUCUCUCGAGUGGCUAGAAUCAUUGCUUCUCCGCCUGGCCGAAUCGUCAUCAACCAGCAAGCGUGAAAUUACGACCGUGAUUCUACCCCAGAGCUCUCAAUCCACAACACUUGGCCCCCGAGGCGCAAAACGCUCCUCAUCCGUCGGCCGACAGAAUGUCUUCGGACGGUCUGCGCAAGAUUCGUCACUCCACUCGACCUUGGCGCCUAUCUGCCACGCAUCGAACUCCUCAUGUGCUGAAACAACAAACCACUGUUCUGGGCAUGGUUCAUGCUAUCUCAAGUACGGAACGGGCUUGGAGGGAACCACGGGAAAUUGCUAUGCAUGCAAAUGCCAACAAAGCGUCAUCAAAAACAGCGAUGGCACCACUAAAACAGUUCAGUGGGGUGGCGCGGCUUGCCAGAAAAGAGAUAUUAGCUCCCCCUUCUUCCUUGUUGCGGGUGUCAGUCUUCUUGCCAUCUUGCUGGUUGGCAGUGCCAUUGGAAUGCUUUUCAGUAUGGGCUCACAGGAACUACCCAGUGUUAUCAGUGCUGGUGUAGGGGGUCCCAAGAACCAGAUGUGA